AUGUUUGAGGAGCCCUUCUCGCUCCUUCAGCUCUUGACGUCGGCGCUGGUGUUGCUCAUCUCCGCGUCGUACAUAUUCAUCAUCACAUCAUGCCAUCGAUAUUUGCCGUUGGAAAAUACCCCGACAAAUAUACUCUUUGUCACCGCCCAUCCUGAUGACGAGACAAUGUUCUUCGCCCCGACAAUCACAUCAUUGGCAAAACAAGGGCAUCGUCUAUUCCUGCUCUGUGUCUCCAAUGGCGGCUUCUACGGCCAGGGCCAGACCAGAGUGCGGGAGAUCAAGAACGCCGUCGAAUACUUGGGCAUCAACCAGUCGGAUUUAACAGUGCUCGACUAUGACAGUUUCAAGGAUGGCCACGCGUGGGAUCACCUCGAGUUACGGGAGAUUAUUCUGCGCCACGUCAAGAUUCUCAGGGCCGACGUCGUGAUCACGUUCGAUGAAGCUGGCGUUUCCGGCCAUACCAAUCACAUUUCCAUCUUUGAAGCCCUUCAAGAACUGUACACACGCAGCGAACUGCCCACAAAUACUCAGGUUUUUUGCCUGGACACCGUCAAUGUCUUAAGAAAGUAUUCGUGGGCAUGGGAUGCACCGCUUUCACUUCUACGCUCCCCAUAUCGCUUUUUCGCGACCCCAAGAACCUUUUUCGCUGCCCUGGCGGCAAUGCGACAACACAAAUCUCAGCUUCUGUGGUUCCGUUACCUCUACGUAGCAUUCAGCCGUUAUAUGGUUAUCAACACUUAUCGCCGAAUUUCGCCUAUCACACGUCUGCCAAAGCCCGGACGAUCACGACUCCAUCGGGAAGAAUCGAAAACCAAAGGAUCACGCGAUCUCUCCUUU
Mesorhabditis spiculigera is the source of this 837-nucleotide messenger RNA. NCBI's taxonomy places the organism in Eukaryota, Metazoa, Nematoda, Chromadorea, Rhabditida, Rhabditidae. The record is from the annotation of a GenBank genome assembly.